AUGGACAAGCUUAACACGCUUCUCUUUUUUUCCCCUCCCCUCCUCUUUCCCUCCGUUUCUCCCCCCUCGCUCCCUCCCUCGCUCCCUCCCCUCUCUUCUCCCUUCCCUUCUGCCUGCUCGCUCCCUUCCCUUCGCCGCCGUCCCUGCCACCCCUCGCAGCCGCCCAUUGUUGCCGGCGGGGCCGGUGCGGGCGCGGGGCGAGGCCGCCUCCCGGGCCUGCCCGGCCGCGCAGAUGCGCCGCCUCGCCCGGAGCCUCCCGCCCGCCUUCCCGGGGACUGCGGAGCUGCGAGGGGAACACCCAGCGCCGCAUCCAUCGGCGGCUCCCGGGCCGCCGUCCCGCCCUGCCAGGGUCCAGCCCUGGCCCCUGGAAGGGCGUCGCUCGCUGCAGAGCUGCUGCGCACCCGAGGCCUGAGCCCGCGGAGUCAGCGUGGACAGCCCCAUCUCCAGCAGCCAGGUGGAGCAGACAGCUGGGAAAAGAGAGCUCAGUGUGUGACAGCGAGAUGGAACAGUGCCCCUUCCACCAUUGCAUAUCUGUCUCAGGCUGCCCCUAAAAAGAGAAAGGAGAAAUCUGACAAAAUGAACUCAGAACACACAAAGAGGAGCCACCGGAGAGUAAUCUGCAAGGUUUUCAGGUAUUUGCACUUUCAUAUCCUACACCAGUAAUUGUUGCACACACAUGGUAUGCUCUGCAGUUCUUGUUCUUGUUAACUCACACAAAGUGGCUGAGAAAAUUACAUAAAUAAACCAAAAGUCAUAUGAAAGAUGAAAGUUGUUUAGUCAGAAUGCCCCCAUGUAACAAAGAUGGAGCCAGGUUUGAAAAGGUAGAGUUGCAGUUCCAAGUUCAAGACACGUUGAUGCUGCUGUCCAUCACAUCUGUUAGCCAGGUCAGGUUUUACCAUCUGUCACUGCCCAGAGCACUGGUGGCCAUCUGAGAAGUGAUGGAGAAAGAGGAUCCUUCUGUGACAUCCCCUGGAGCAGAGUGAACAGCCCCUCCUCUGCUGCCGGGCUAAGGCACUGUGGCACUCCCAGUGACCGCAGGAAUUGGGUCCUGGGCUAGGCCUGCAGUGAGGCAGAAAUUCAUUUUGGUUCCCAGUGAUACCAGAGUAUGGAUGCUGACAAUGGUCUGAAAUUAGGCAUCAGGCAGCCACUGUGUCUGUGUGAAAUCAUCUCAUACUACUUUCACACAGGCUGAGAAAGCAGCCUGAGAAAUAUUAAGGAAGAAACCA
Messenger RNA from Prinia subflava (tawny-flanked prinia), 1226 nucleotides. RefSeq lists its product as uncharacterized. The record is from RefSeq and is a predicted model, not a curated record. The transcript has 4 exons. NCBI's taxonomy places the organism in Eukaryota, Metazoa, Chordata, Aves, Passeriformes, Cisticolidae. Bases 1 to 663 code for a protein of 220 amino acids.